Messenger RNA from Marchantia polymorpha subsp. ruderalis, 1309 nucleotides. The record is from the annotation of a GenBank genome assembly. Lineage: Eukaryota; Viridiplantae; Streptophyta; Marchantiopsida; Marchantiales; Marchantiaceae.
ACAGAGCCAUCAGUGAAGAAACCCUAAAGACAUCCUAUUACCAUUCUGCGGUUUUAGGGCACGAAAUCGUCUGUCUUUCUCUCUUUCUGCCGGGGGCCUUCCCAAGCGCAGCGCUCGGUCUUCAUCUUCCAGGGGCCUCACUUCUUCACUCUUUCGUUCUUUCGUCACAGCUGCAGUUCACUGCCAAGGAUUUCGCAAUGGGUCGCAGGCCUGCAAGAUGCUACAGGCAAAUUAAGAACAAACCCUACCCCAAGUCACGGUUUUGUCGGGGAGUUCCAGACCCCAAGAUCCGUAUCUACGAUGUGGGUAUGAAGAGAAAGGGAGUUGAGGAAUUUCCUUUCUGUGUACAUCUCGUUAGUUGGGAGAAGGAGAAUGUAUCUUCCGAGGCUUUGGAGGCGGCGCGUAUUGCGUGCAACAAGUACAUGACAAAGUACGCUGGAAAGGAUGCUUUCCACCUGCGUGUUCGUGUACAUCCUUUCCACGUUCUUCGUAUCAACAAGAUGCUUUCAUGCGCCGGAGCUGAUAGGCUCCAAACUGGUAUGAGAGGAGCUUUUGGAAAGCCGCAAGGUACUUGCGCUCGUGUGGACAUUGGUCAAGUUCUGUUGUCUGUUCGGUGCAAGGACAACAACGGAAUUCACGCUCAGGAAGCCCUUCGUCGUGCGAAGUUCAAAUUCCCUGGUCGACAGAAAAUUAUUAUCUCCAGGAAGUGGGGAUUCACCAAGUUCGCCAGAACCGACUACAUCAAGUGGAAGGAAGAGAAUAGAAUCGUGAACGAUGGUGUGAACGCCAAGCUUUUGGGUUGUCACGGACCUUUGUUCCGAAGAGGCAAAGGGAGAGCUUUCUUGGACGCGGCCGUUGCAUCUGCCUAGAUAGGAAUCUUUUCAGCACAAAGCAUUGUUCGAUGUUCACACCGAGAAUGAACUCUAUCGUAAACGAACUUUUAUCGUCUGGCAUCGUUCCCUAAUGUGAUGUUUUAUUUACACCAAUCGUGGGAUCUACACACUUGAAUUUUGUAAGCAAAAUGUCUCAAGCUGCUUAGAUCUAAAUACUGCCUUCACAUUUGCUGAACACAAUUUAUUGUUAUUGCGCACGUGUCCGCUGACUGUCUUCACCGACUUGGCUGUUAUGAAGGAUCUAGACUUUAAAAAGCAUAUAGACGAUUUUACUGAAUAGAUAUUCAGUAAACAGGGUCCAACACGUGUAUAAUGCUGCACUGGAAAUUCGUGAUGUUGACACGCACUUUGUAACGUGGUUUAACUUCCUGCUCAAAUUUUAUUACGUCUCACAAAGACCUACUUUCAUAAUUUAA